UGAGGGAAUAGAGAAGAGGAGAAAGGAGAUUAUUCAGUCAUAGUUUAUAGUUACACUGGUUCAAUAGUACCAAAUUGGUAAAUAGCAGCUAAAUACACAUUUCUAUAAUGUCCUGUUUCAGUAUUGGUCGACGUUCUUUACUAAAUUUGAGGAUACGUCCAGCGCAGCGUUACGGCAAUUCCACCACCACAAGCACAGUUCCCGAAAUAAAGAAACUGUACAUCAGAAAUGUUUUCAAAGAUAAUCCUUCUGCGAAAUAUUAUGCACUCACAGUUAUCGCUGUAGCUACUGGCACGACCUACUAUGUUUACAACAAGAGACAAAAGACAAAAUUCAUUUUGAAAUUGCUUUCAAGUGCUCCAAGCCACUUUACUGUCCCACAAGAUACUGAAAUUGAUAAACUAAGGUCUUUUCUGGAUAGACAGGGCAGUUUACACCAAGUGUCAAUAUCUGGACCACUAGGAUCAGGAAAAACACAGCUAGCCAGAUUACUAGCCGAAAAUUUGAAUGAAACCCGAAGGGAAAGCUUUCAAUUUAAAUUAUGGCCAAAAGAUGAAAUCACAUUCAGUUUGUUUGCUAAGACCAAAGAGUCGCUGUUAUCAAGUUUAAAAGAACUUGCUAGUAAAUUAGGUUGUGAAAAAGAUGAAGUUAAGCUGGAUUGUUGUAAUUUAGACAAGCAACUUGAUGUUUUUAGCCAAGUUGUUAAGGAAAAAUUGAAGCAGAAGACAUGUUGGAUACUGGUCAUUGAUGAUCUUGAUGAAGACAAGGAUUUAACAAAGUGGUUACCAGAUUCUGCGUGGGGGAAUGGUUAUGUCAUAUACACCAUAAAUUCAGAGUGCACUGGUCAUUCAGAUAAUAAAAAGCAUUUUGCAAACCUAUCCCUAAACCAAAUAACAAGUGAAUCUGCAAAACAGAUCUUUUCUGGUAUCACAGGAGAAAAUUGUGAUGAAAACCUUUUAAACCUGCUCCAGUAUAAUCCAUUGUCAAUUGCUUGCACUGCAAUAUAUUUUCAGUGUAAAGUUCAACAAAAUAAGAACUACAGUCAUGAAAAUCUUUACACAGACAUUGAGCAAACUCUAAAGCAGUUACAAAAAGAUAAUCCAGAUUUUAACCAGCUUUGGAUUAUUCAGACCAGUUCAGUAGCUCUAGCUACCAAAGUUUUAGGAGAAAAUUCUCCUGAACUUCUUCAUGUCUUUGACUUUCUUGGCUCUUGCAAUGUUAAUAAACCAUUGCCUGUGAGUAUGUUUUCACAUCAUCUUAAAACAUCCGAAUAUCAUGUGCAAAUGAAACCUGAGGAAGCAGCUGAACAAUUUGUGAAUAAUGAAGAGGCAAACUUAUCAGUAAAUCCCAGUUUUGAACACGAACAUAAUCUAUGGUCAUUCCGUGGUAUUGUUGAUCGUUCAGUCAAGUUAUAUGAAAGAAUCAAACUUGAAGUAGAUGCCAUUAGAAGUCUAUUUGGUUAUGGAGAUGCAGCAUUGGGAAUUCAAUCCAAACCAGCCUCAGAUGGUCUAGAUGCCAUUCGUUCAUGCCCAUUAUUUCUUGUAUCACAUGAGCCAAUGGCUGAUAUCGAAGUUAUAACCACUCAUCCUAUUGUGCACAAUGUCCUUCGACAAGUAUUUCUAAAUAUCACGAUUCCGUUACUGGAGCAACAACAUUUGCUCCUUGCUGAAAGAAAACAUCAACAAAAGUCAUAUUUUGGUCGGUUGCGAAGCUUCGAUCCCCAAGCGUCGUUAGCGGAAUAUCGCAGAGGAUUAGGAGAUGUUCAAUCGUUGAAAAGUGAUGAAGAGAAUUUUACCUUUACCUGCGUUGGCAGUAUUCUUGAUUCUAAAGAAGACGACGAUAGCGUUAGCCAAGCCCAAAGUAUCUCGAGACAUUUUCAAGAACACUUGGGUCGUGUUGUAGAUUCUCUUAGCUGCCACUAUCGUAUUGCUGGCGGCGACAGCAAUGUCAUGGUUUCCAGGUCCUUGUUACUGCCUCAUCUUGAAAGUAUCGCCCAGGAAAGAAAUCUAACAGCUGCGAGCAAAGCCCAAGUUUAUCGCACGAUGGCAAACAUCCAUUCCGAAGUGUUUGCAGAUAAUGCUUCCAGUAUGCGGCUUUUGAACGAGGCUUAUGCUAUCACCAAAGAACGGUAUGGUGAAGACAGUCUGGAAAUCGCAGGAAUACUGACUGACCAAGCUGAACUCUGCAGUGCAACGGAGAAACUCGAUCAAAGUAAAGUGCUAUUGGAACGUGCGGUUGAGAUAUAUCAGAAGGAUAUCAAAACUUCCCAGACCAACAAACAACCAUUCCACUAUGGUAAAGCUCUGGUCGCACUAGGCGUAGCAUGUGGUAGUCUUGGUGACACAGGUCGUUCUAAAGAUCUGUUGGAGAAAGGGUUGAUGGAAUUACAAAAUGCUGCUCCUGAAGAUCCUCAAGCCAAAGAAAACAAAUGGUUUGCAGCUGAAAUCAGUAGCGCGGUCACUUAUCUUGGUCAUGCUUAUAUCGCACUGGGUAAAAUAAAUCAAGGUCGUAAGUUGCUAGAACUGGCUCUUAUUGGCCACCAGAAUGUGCACGGUGAUACACAUCAAGAAGUCAUUCGUACUCUGACUACACUAAGUAUUGCACAUGCCAUGCAGGGGAACAGUCAGGAAAGCAAGAGACUGAGAAACGAAGCUGGAAAAAUUCAGAAAAAAUUAGAUAUAAGGACACCAUUGUUUUUACAAUGAGAACUUUGUUCUAAGAAAUAUUUGUAUUUGAUAUGAACCAUUUUUAAAGGGUUCCGUAUUGUUUUGUUUUAAAGGAUGUGUUUUCAUACA
Messenger RNA from Dendronephthya gigantea, 2795 nucleotides. RefSeq lists its product as uncharacterized. NCBI's taxonomy places the organism in Eukaryota, Metazoa, Cnidaria, Anthozoa, Malacalcyonacea, Nephtheidae. The transcript has 3 exons. Bases 108 to 2705 code for a protein of 865 amino acids. Gene Ontology annotation, molecular function: protein binding. The record is from RefSeq and is a predicted model, not a curated record.